Molecule: messenger RNA, 986 nt
Organism: Macrosteles quadrilineatus (aster leafhopper)
Lineage: Eukaryota; Metazoa; Arthropoda; Insecta; Hemiptera; Cicadellidae
Exons: 2
Coding region: 76-933 (285 amino acids)
Source: RefSeq, a predicted model, not a curated record
GGUGAAUUGUGAUUAUGAAAAAAUAUUGUCAGCAGGAGACAUAUAAGGUGACUGUAACAGUGAAGGCAAAUAAUCAUGAAUAACAGUCUGUUUAUAUUCACAUUAAUGCAUCAGAUAUUGCAGUCAACAGCAGUGCCUCCGGGUUAUAUCUUCAACAAACUCUUCCCACAAGCUGGACAAUCUCCCGGAUAUCUUCCAGGAUCGACAUCCGGAGUUACACCUCCAGCAUCAGCCUUUCCCAUUCCCGGAAUAACAACUUUAUUUCCUGGCUUUUCGGCGAUUCUUCCUGAAUUGUCAAAUGCCUUUGUAUCAAAUCCAUAUUCGGUUUCUGGAACAUCCGUAAAUCCUGUCGCGUAUACUCCUGGAAAUGUUCCAGCAAUUACAAAUUUUCAAAACGCAAUGCUUCCCGGAUUGUCAAGCACUCCAGGAUUGACUACUGGAUAUGGUCCUGGAACAUCAGAUUCAGCCACUGGAACUUCCGGAGCUGGAAUUCCAGGGAUCAUUCCAGCAAUUACUGCACCCUUUUUAUCAGGAAUAAGUGCAAUUCUUUCAGGAUCACAAUACCUUUCGACACCUGCUACAUCUAGUUCUGAUGGGACAACUGGAUAUCGUCCUGGAACUUCAGAUUCAGCCCCUGGAACUUCCGGAGCUGGAAUUCCAGGAAUCAUUCCAGCAAUUACUGCACCCUUUUUAUCAGGAAUCGGUGCAAUUCUUUCAGGUUCACAAUACCUUUCGACACCUGCUACAUCUAGUUCUAAUGGGUUUGUAGCACCUAACAUUCCUUUUGAUCAAAUCAAAAACCAGAUUGAUGCAGCCAAAGCAAACCUUUUUCAAAACGGACUGACGAACGGCAUUUCACAAGCACUCUCAGGAUUUUUUCAUGGUUUGGUCAAUCCUGUGAAUACAUCAUCAACGAAUAUUCAAAGUAGUUAAACCGUAUCUAUUAUUUACUGAAUUUAUGAAUAGACUGUGAUGAAAUUUUUCAA